AUGCGAUUGAAUUCGGCAGAGUAUCCUAUUGAGAAAAGAAUAGUUGUUGCAAAGGAAGAUGGAGUGUGCUACAGCACUGAGAAAAACAGCCUAGCAGAGGUGUGGGACAGAUUGAUGGAGUACUACAGCGCGAAGGUACGUUGUGAGCAGAAAUGCCAGGCUGAUGAGGAUGAACUGCUUAGGAUGUUGAGUAAUUCCAGAAUUGAAGCGGAGACUGGUGCAGCUGUGUAUGAACUGAUUGAAAAGGAUGUAUUGUCGGUGCAUAAAGUCAAGAGCAGGAGUGAGAAUGCAUGUGAAUUUAAGCAAGUGAUAUUGGAGUCAUGCAUGAAUAUCAUAAGGAAAGGGAUUGAGUGUUUAAAGAAUGCAAUAAAAAGAGAAGAAGUGAUUUGGCAGAAGGCUGAAAACACUGGUUUGCCAUUGAGAUUGAUAGAUGGAGAAGUUAGGAUGUAUGUCAAUGAAUUGGAUUACAUUGUGCUGGAUAACGAAGGAUCAUAUGUGUAUCCACAAGAGUGGAAACCUAAAGGACUGAGAUGUACAGUAGUGUAUAUGGAGAUGCGACUAGAGUGCUGGAUGCCACCUAAGGGAGAUGAUGAUGUUGAGAUGGUUAAGGAAUACUUUAUGGAGCAGUCGAUGGAACAGAAUAUGCAUAAAAAUGGAAUUGAGAUUGAAGUAUGUGCUGAUAAAUACGAAGAAUGCGCAAGGAGUGAUGAAAUAUGCAAGUAUGUGAUUGAGGAGUUGAGAGAAGGGAGGAAGAUGCAAAGUGUGUUUGGAGAUGUAGUGGUUUAUCUUUCAAGGAUGUUGGUUGAUGUUAUAGUUAGUAGAAAUUCUUGUUGCAGUGUGCUGAGAUACAGUGGGGAGAACCUUGAAGAUGGAUUGCCGGAGGUGUUUUUUGUGGUAUCUGGAAAUGAAGUGAUUAGAGUAGAGAGGAACAUGGAAGGAUUUGAGAUUUUUGUGAAUGAAAUGCCGGUGAGGUUUUUUAUGUGUAGCAGUAAUGAACCUAUUUUUGCUGAUAUUAAUGUGUGA
This is a messenger RNA of Ordospora colligata OC4, 1023 nucleotides long. RefSeq lists its product as uncharacterized. The transcript has a single exon. NCBI's taxonomy places the organism in Eukaryota, Fungi, Microsporidia, Ordosporidae. The coding region runs from base 1 to 1023 and encodes 340 amino acids. The record is from RefSeq and is a predicted model, not a curated record.